This is a messenger RNA of Oikopleura dioica, 477 nucleotides long. The record is from the annotation of a GenBank genome assembly. Lineage: Eukaryota; Metazoa; Chordata; Appendicularia; Copelata; Oikopleuridae.
AUGGCCGCGUCCCGCGUCAAAGCUUCCCGAGGAGAAAACCUUUCAAAACUGGAAGUCCUCAGCAAGCAAGUCAACAAAGCUGCUGGCCAAGUUGUCGGCGCAUCGCAGUCGGGCAAGACUUCAACCGAAAACUCAUCGUCAGAAAAUGUUGACUUCUCAAAACUCAGCUACACUCAAGCGAAAAAGAUCGAAAUGGACACGCAAGUUAAAAUUCUUGAUCUUGAGUAUCAGCUCGAGCGAGAAAGGGCGAAAAUACGAGAGAUUCGAAAAUCAGCAUACAACGAGUCUAAUCCUAAAAAUCCAGUGGCUACGAAAAUCAAUACUGCUCCAGAAAAAGCACAAGAAGACAACCUCCGAGAAUUGGCUUCAGUGCUCAAUUCGGCCCCCUCCCCUCCUUCUCUCAUCGACCUCGAUCUGAACCCUGGCUCAUCAACCCCAAGUCAACCAGUUGCAGCCCCACGGAAAUCGUUAAUCUAA